AAGUACAUAAAAAUUUCUAUAAAAAAAAGUACAUAAAAAUUAAUUAUUUAUCAGAAAAAUAAUAGGAAGGGUUUUGGGGUGAUAAAAGUUUGACGAAUCACGCACGGUUGUGGUGAGUGAAUACAAAUGCGAGCAGUUCUUAUUCUGUGGGCGCCUCCAGGAAGAUGUACACACAGAAACGUGGCCAAUCGAACAACCAAAGCUUAGAGUCAACAUCGAAGAAAGAGCCCUGGGUCUUGCCCUUAAUGUUUUAAUCACGUAAUAAUAUUAUUCGAUAUUCGAAAUAUAAAUCUUUUUUUCUUUUCCUUUUUUCGAGUCCUCAGAAAAAAAAAAAAAACGCCGCUUGGAACAUAAAAGGCGAGACACGACACGAUGCGGAAAUUCGCAGCUGGCAGGCUUAAAAACGCUCUCACCCGUUAUCUUAAUAACCAUACCAAUCUUUCUUCUUCUCAAUCACGCUUUCUCUCAUCCAAAACUGUACUUGAUUCUGCUACUUCCAUGGCUGACCCUUCUUCCUCUCCUGUCACUCUCCAAACUAUCAAUCCCAAGGUUCUGAAAUGUGAGUAUGCUGUUCGAGGUGAAAUUGUCAACAUUGCCCAGAGGCUGCAACAAGAAUUACUGGACAAGCCUGGUACUCUUCCAUUUGACGAGAUACUUUAUUGCAAUAUUGGAAAUCCCCAGUCUCUUGGCCAGCACCCGAUAACAUUUUUCCGAGAGGUUCUUGCGCUAUGUGAUUAUCCAUCCAUUUUGGACAAAAGUGAAACACAGGGCUUGUUCAGUGCAGAUUCCAUUGAGCGAGCUUGGAAAAUUCUAGAUCAAAUUCCAGGAAGAGCCACUGGUGCUUAUAGUCACAGUCAGGGUAUCAAGGGUCUACGUGAUGCAAUUGCUGCUGGAAUUGAAGCUCGCGAUGGUUGUCCUGCUGAUCCAAAUGAUAUUUUCUUAACUGACGGUGCAAGCCCUGCGGUCCAUAUGAUGAUGCAAUUGCUGAUUUCGUCAGAGAAAGACGGAAUUCUUUGCCCCAUUCCUCAGUACCCUUUAUACUCUGCCUCAAUCGCCCUUCAUGGUGGCACUUUGGUUCCUUAUUAUCUUGACGAGGCAUCUGGGUGGGGACUAGAGACUUCUGAGCUUAAGAAACAACUAGAGGACGCCAAAUCCAAAGGCAUCAGUGUCCGGGCCUUGGUUGUUAUAAAUCCAGGCAACCCAACUGGUCAGGUUCUUGCUGAAGGCAACCAGCGGGACAUUGUGGAAUUCUGCAAGAAAGAAGGUCUAGUCCUGCUGGCAGAUGAGGUAUAUCAGGAAAACGUUUAUGUUCCCGACAAAAAGUUUCACUCUUUCAAAAAAGUUUCCCGGUCCAUGGGAUAUGGAGAGGCAGAUAUUUCUCUGGUGUCCUUCCAGUCAGUCUCUAAGGGAUACUAUGGGGAGUGUGGAAAGAGAGGAGGCUACAUGGAAGUUACAGGAUUUAGUGCUGACAUAAGGGAACAAAUAUACAAAAUGGCAUCCGUAAAUCUUUGCUCUAAUAUUUCUGGUCAAAUUCUUGCAAGCCUCGUAAUGAGUCCACCCAAGGUUGGAGAUGAAUCGUACGAUUCAUACCGUGGCGAGAGAGAUGGCAUUUUAUCAUCCCUUGCAAGGCGAGCGAAGACACUGGAAGAUGCAUUGAACAGCUUAGAAGGCAUAACAUGCAACAAAGCAGAAGGUGCGAUGUAUCUCUUUCCCCAGAUCAACUUGCCCCAGAAGGCAAUUGAAGCUGCAAAGGCUGCAAAAACAGUACCUGAUACAUUCUAUUGCCGUCAACUGCUCAAUGCCACCGGAAUAGUAGUUGUUCCUGGUUCUGGCUUCGGGCAGGUUAGUGUUGUAAUUAUAUUGUCAGCCGAAAAUGACAUUCCUUUUUCGUAUUUAGAUUUGACAGUUUUAACAUGGUUUGUCUUUGUUUAUUUACUUAAACAGGUCCCAGGCACUUGGCAUUUUAGAUGCACAAUACUCCCUCAAGAGGACAAGAUUCCGGCCAUAGUGACCCGGUUGACUGACUUCCACAAGAAAUUCAUGGACGAGUACCGUGAUUGAAUGAAAAUGCUAUCGAGUGGAUACGGAGAUAAUAGCGGGAAUAAUAAGGUAGGUUUGCCUUUCAUUAUGCAGAAAGAAGCUUUGUAAUGGGGAAACAAACAUUAUAGACAGCACCAUUCCGUUGUCUUUGGAAUAUAAUCACCUCGGUAUUGUUUGAUUGAUUAUUGGACAAUACUUGAGGAUGAUUAUCAUUCGUUUCAUUUUUCUUGGCUUUCUCUGUUUACAUAAUAAUUUAAACAGCUACUAGUACUAUCUAACUAUUAUAUUAUUGAAAUAUGAUUGGAAGGAAAGUUCUUUUGUCCUUUUUUCAAA
Molecule: messenger RNA, 2373 nt
Organism: Cannabis sativa
Lineage: Eukaryota; Viridiplantae; Streptophyta; Magnoliopsida; Rosales; Cannabaceae
Product: alanine aminotransferase 2
Exons: 14
Coding region: 373-2061 (562 amino acids)
Biological process (GO): biosynthetic process
Molecular function (GO): pyridoxal phosphate binding; L-alanine:2-oxoglutarate transaminase activity
Source: RefSeq, a predicted model, not a curated record